GGAUUCCAUGCCUUUGUAGCCAGUCAUUCCUAACAAAUUUCCAAAGAGAACGAAACGCUUUGGGGAGCUGCACAGAUCGGACUUUUCACUAUGGCAAGACGAUUGCGAGGAACUGAGUUCGACUUCAAGAAGCUAUGCGAUUCCUUUGUUGAGAUUUGUCCCGACUUUGGUAUAAUGUCUGGCUCCCAAAAUUUAGAAAGCUUGGACUUUGCCAAUCGUGUCAUCUUCGAGCUGGGACCCGAGAUACGCCAACUGAAGCAAAGCGGAAAGGAUAAGAUGUGGUGUUUGAACUUUCAUGGAGGUGGCAGUGUCUAUGUUUAUACUUAUACGUUCCAGAAACCAAUUAACGGACAGCCACGUCUCGGAGGCGGAAAACUUUAUCUGACUGUGAAACAAGCAGGUCUCCUGGCCGUCAAAAAGAUAUGUGAUGUUCUCCCAACUCACCAGAAUCCGCGCGAUAAGAUUCUGCUGACACCACUAGCCAGAUCUGUUUUUGAUCCCAAAAAUAUUCCAAAGAUUGCUGACGAAUUGUCGGCUCUGGUCGGGCGUGUGGUCAAUCGCGUAGAGGUGGUGCGAGCUGUGAUCUGUAGCUGCCAGAGCGAUGGCUUCCACCUGGAGUACAGCCAGACUCACAUUGCCUUGGUGGCUGUUGGGGUCACUGCACAAGAAUUCGCCCAACGAAAAUAUCAACGCCGUAGGACCAUUAAACAGUACGGCCAACAUGGGAAAAUCUUUAACCUUCAUCUGUAUCGAAUCUAUGCCAAGUAUUCGAAAAUGUCUGAUCAAAUUGCUGAUGAGGAACCUUUACCCCAGUCCGAUCCGCCCAUAGAGCCGAAGCCAAACAGCAGCUCCAGCGUUGAAGCCGUACUACGUUCCAUUGUCAAAUCUCCCGACGAUAUGCUAAGUGGUGGAUCCAUCGACAUGAAAUUCGUCCCACCACCUAAUCAGGAGAGAAGAGCUCAAGUGGAGGCCAUGCCAACGGCAAUGAAUAUCCGCCUGGAUGGAACAAACUUCCAAACAAUGAAGAACAAUUUGAUGCCUCCCAAAAAUCACAAAACAGACCCAUCGUUUUCUGUUAUACCGAUUUGAUUAUAAAUCUUUGUUUUAAAUUGUCUU
Drosophila bipectinata is the source of this 1116-nucleotide messenger RNA. RefSeq lists its product as uncharacterized. Lineage: Eukaryota; Metazoa; Arthropoda; Insecta; Diptera; Drosophilidae. The record is from RefSeq and is a predicted model, not a curated record.